Molecule: messenger RNA, 3830 nt
Organism: Aedes albopictus (Asian tiger mosquito)
Lineage: Eukaryota; Metazoa; Arthropoda; Insecta; Diptera; Culicidae
Gene: LeuRS
Product: leucine--tRNA ligase, cytoplasmic
Exons: 5
Coding region: 186-3734 (1182 amino acids)
Biological process (GO): leucyl-tRNA aminoacylation
Molecular function (GO): aminoacyl-tRNA deacylase activity; leucine-tRNA ligase activity; ATP binding
Source: RefSeq, a predicted model, not a curated record
GUGCGGCGCGGCGACUGUCAGAAAUCGGUGGAUUGCGUUGCUGUUUCGGUGAGCGACGACGUGUGCGGUUUGCUCCUUUUUUUCGAUAAAUUCCUGCCCAAAAUCCGCAUGUGGAUAGUGCUUCUGAUUCAAUUUGUGGAAUAAAACCUGUGAAUUUGAUAGUGUGCUAGUUAAACAGAGUGAAAAUGGCUACGGAACGCAAAGGAACCUUCAAGGUGGAAUACCUGCAGAAGAUCGAACGGGAAAUGCAGGAGCGAUGGGAUCAGGAAAAGUUGCAUGAAAGCGAUGCAGCGGAUAAACCAAGAAGCAGUCCGGACGAUAAGUUUUUGGUGACGUUCCCAUUUCCAUACAUGAACGGCCGGCUGCACUUGGGCCAUACGUUUUCGCUUUCGAAGGCGGAAUUUGCCGUGCGGUACAACAGGCUGAAGGGUAAGCGAGUGCUGUUUCCCUUUGGGUUCCAUUGCACGGGGAUGCCGAUCAAGGCCUGUGCGGAUAAGUUGAAGAGGGAGAUGGAAACUUUCGGAUGUCCACCGGUGUUUCCGGCGGAGAAAGAAGUGGAAGUGGUGGAAGAGAAGGACGUGGUGCCGAAGGAUAAAAGCAAGGGCAAGAAGAGCAAAGCCGUUGCUAAGGCAGGAGCUGCGAAAUUCCAAUGGCAGAUUAUGCAAAGUCUGGGUUUGAAGGAUGAAGAGAUCAAGAAGUUUGCCGAUACGGAUCACUGGCUGGAGUAUUUCCCACCGUUGGCUAUUCAGGAUCUGAAAGCGAUUGGAUGUCACAUCGACUGGAGGAGGACGUUCAUUACGACGGAUGCCAAUCCGUUCUUUGAUUCGUUUGUGAGAUGGCAGUUCAAUCACCUGAAGGCCCGGGGAAAGAUCAUGUACGGCAAGAGGCACACCAUUUAUUCGCCGAAGGAUGGCCAGCCUUGCAUGGAUCACGACAGAUCAUCCGGAGAGGGUGUUGGUCCGCAGGAGUAUACUUUGAUCAAGAUGAAGGUAACAGGGAAGCUACCGGCCAAGCUAGCUUCCGUGAAGACCGGCGUCUACCUGGUUUGUGGCACGCUGAGACCGGAGACCAUGUACGGACAAACCAACUGCUGGGUCCAUCCGGAUAUCAAGUAUAUCGCUUUCGAGACCACCCGAAACGGAGAGGUUUGGAUUUGCACUCGUCGUGCCGCCCGAAACAUGGCUUACCAGGGCUUCACCGCCGUCGAAGGCCAAGUCAAGGAAAUUGCCGAAUUGACCGGGCAGGAAAUCAUGGGACUCGCUCUGGCCGCUCCUCUUACUCCAAACAAAGUGAUCUACACGCUUCCUAUGCUGUCGAUCAAGGAAGACAAGGGUACCGGAAUUGUCACGUCUGUUCCAUCAGAUUCCCCGGAUGAUUACGCAGCUCUGCUGGAUUUGCAAAAGAAGGCUGCCUUCCGAGAGAAAUACUCCAUUACGGAUGAAAUGGUCCUGCCCUUCGAACCCAUCCCGAUCAUCGAAGUGCCUGGUCUUGGAAAGCUGAGCGCCGUCUAUGCUUACGAUAAGUUCAAGGUCCAAAGUCAGAACGAUCGCGACAAGCUGCAAGAGGCAAAGGAACUCGUCUAUCUGAAGGGAUUCUACGACGGAGUGCUUCUCGUCGGAGAAUACGCCGGCAAAAAGGUUCAGGACGUUAAAAAGGAUCUCAAGCAGUACCUGGUCGAUCGGAACGAGGCCGACACCUACUACGAGCCGGAGAAAACGAUCAUGUCCCGAUCGGGCGAUGUCUGCGUGGUGGCCCUCUGCAACCAGUGGUACCUUAACUAUGGCGAAGAAAAGUGGCAAAAGACCACCACCGACCAUCUGCACACCAUGCAGGUCUAUCACGACGAAGUCGCCCGGAAUUUCGAGCACUGUCUCGACUGGCUGCACGAGUACGCCUGCUCCCGUACGUACGGUCUGGGAACGAAACUGCCGUGGGACGAACAGUGGCUGAUCGAAUCGCUGUCCGAUUCGACGAUCUACAUGGCGUUCUACACGGUUGUGCACCUGCUGCAGGGUGGGUCGUUCCGCGGAGAGAAACCAAGUCCGCUGGGAAUUACGGCGGCCGACAUGACCGCCGAAGUUUGGGAUUACAUUUUCUUCAAGGAGGCUAAGCCGCCGGGUUCGUCCAAGAUUAAGAAGGAACAGCUGGAGCUGCUCAAGAAGGAGUUCAACUAUUGGUACCCGGUUGAUCUGCGUGUAUCCGGCAAGGAUCUCAUCCAAAACCAUUUGACUUUCUUCCUGUACAACCACGUCGCCAUGUGGCCGAACGAUCCAUCCAAGUGGCCCCGUGGUAUCCGUUGUAACGGUCAUCUGCUGCUCAACUCGGCCAAGAUGUCCAAAUCGGAGGGCAACUUCCUGACGCUGUACGAGGCAAUUGCCAAAUUCAGCGCCGAUGGUACUCGGCUGUGUCUGGCCGAUGCCGGCGACAGCAUUGAAGAUGCUAACUUUGUGGAAAGUACUGCCGAUGCCGGAAUCCUCCGCCUGUACACGUUCAUCGAAUGGGUGAAGGAAACCCUAGCAGCCAAGGCCAUGCUCCGUAAGGGAUCGCUGGACGACCUGAACGAUGCCGUGUUCAUGAGCGAGAUGAAUUUGAAGGUGAAGGAAACGGACGAGUACUACCAGAAGAUGUUGUACAAGGAAGCCCUCAGAACGGGAUUCUUCGAGUUCCAAUCAGCGCGUGACAAGUACCGCGAGCUGUGCGGUUCCAACGGGAUGCACGUGGAGCUGGUGAUGGAAUUCAUCCGUCGUCAGGCGCUGCUCAUUGCACCGAUUUGCCCGCACGUAGCCGAACAUGUCUGGCAGCAGUUGGGCAACAAGACCAGCAUCCUGAAGGCGACGUGGCCUCAGGUGGGUACCAUUGACGAGCAAAAGAUCAAGUGCUCGGCGUACUUGAUGGAUGCCGCCCACUCGUUCCGAGUCAGUCUGAAGGCCAUCUCGCAGACUAAGGUCAAAGCCGGAAAACCCGUCUCCGCUCCAGCCACGAUCAAACCGAGCGAAGGAACCAUUUGGGUGGCCAAGUCGUUCCCACCGUGGCAGAGCUGCGUGCUGGACACGAUGCGCGAACUGUACGAAAAGAACAAUGCCCUGCCGGAUAAUAAGGUCAUUUCCAUGGAACUGGGCAAGAAGGAACUGCUCAAGAAGUACAUGAAGCGAGUGAUGCCAUUUGCCCAGAUGGUCCGGGAACGCGUCGAGUCCGCUGGUGGACCGGGCAAGAGCGCCAUGGACGUCACGCUGGACUUUGACGAACGGGAAGUGCUGGAAAAGAACAUUAGCUAUCUGAAGAAUACGCUGGAGGUGGAAACGCUGAACAUCCGCUUCACCGACGAGGCAGAUGCUCCGGAAAAGAUGAAGGAAGAAGUGCGACCGGGUGCGCCGUACAUUGUCUUCACGGUGAAGCCUUUUGUGACCGUGACGCUGGAAAACCCAAUCGAGCGGUCCGGGCUGUUUACCGUGAAUCUGAAUCUGUGCGAAGGGGACACAAGCGUCGUCUUCCGGGAGAAACUGGCCAAGCAGAUUGAAUUCAAUGCUGAUCUGUCGGCAUUGGAAAUUCUACGGUUCGAAGAUCCUAUCAUGGGUCCCAGGAAACCGCCAACCUUCCAGGACUAUCGUAACGGCAAACUGACCGUUGAGAAUGGCACAUUCAGCAUCGACGUGGACAAGAAGCAGCUGUUCCUCAGUAAUGGCAGCAUCAAGAACCUGAAUGUUGGUACCAGUUUCAUUUACGUUAUCAACUAAGGUGAGUUAAUUUAUCGAAGGUAUAUCUAUAGGUGCACCCGUAAUCUUAUGACUAUGAAUUAAAGGCAAAUACAGCUUGCUAAUCGUUUAAUAUGA